CUCAAAGAAACUGAAACUAGAGAAGAAGGUGGUACUCCUGCCAUUGUUGAGUCCAUCAGAGCUGGUCUUGUCUUUCAACUAAAAGAGGCUGUAGGAUACAAAAACAUAAUGGAGCAGGAGGAAAAGCUGUGCAGAAUGGCCUUCUCCACCUGGCGUAAUUCACCAAAUCUUGUUCUGUUGGGUAACAAGACAUCUCAGCGGCUACCAAUCUUCUCAUUUUUAAUUCGUCAUCCAUUUAGUGGAUUAUAUCUUCAUUAUAAUUACGUCAGUGCCUUGCUAAAUGAUUUAUUUGGCAUUCAGUCGCGUGGUGGAUGUGCUUGCGCUGGACCAUAUGCACAGGAUUUGCUAGGAAUGGAUGAAGCACUUGCAAAGGAAUUUGAAGCUUUACUUCUAGAAGAUAGCCGUCUUGAUCGUGUCCAUCUUCGACGUUACAAUGAGUACUCAGAGCACGAGGCAAUAAGACCUGGUUUUGUUCGUCUUAAUCUACCAUACUUCAUAUCAGAUGAGCAUAUACAGUUUAUACUGAAAGCUGUUGCUAUGGUAGCAGAUCAUGGUUGGAAGCUACUCCCUCAAUAUAUGUUUAAUCCUGAAACUGGGGAAUGGAAGCAUCGACGUCAUAAGGUUUUUCGUGAUCGUAAAUGGCUUGGUUCAAUCAGUUACUUGGAUGGUCACAUGACCUACCCAGCCCCUACCAAAACAGAAGGACUCCCUAAAGAUCCACAGGACUGCCUGCUCACUGCAAAACAGAUUUUUGAAAAUGCUGAGAAGUCAGCUACAACUCUUAGUGACCACACCCUGCUCCUUAGCAAAGAAGGUGAAAAGUUACGGUGGUUUUUACUUCCAAGUGAAGCUGCUACCAUACUACAGCACAAACCUCCUUCCCACCUCCCUAAAACUCCUCCUUUUACACCACGCUCAUGGGAGCCAGUAACCAAUGAUCACAAUGUAGAAAUGGAAAAAUGCAAGAAUGCAAGAAUGGAAAAAAGAAAUACAGCUCAACAAGUUACUUCUGAAACUUUAGAAAAGAAUAAUUAUUCAAACCAAUGUUCUGAUGAUAUGAAGUCUAACAUUGUCAGCUCACAUUUAAGUGAAAAUACAGGGAAUAACAGCAUGUUAUGUUUACAAAAUAAGCAGAAUACAGACACUGGAUUAUCAAAAGAAAAUAGCAAAGAAUUUAAUCAACAGUCAAGUGAUAUUGACAAUGCUUCAGCCAGGAUGAACUGUGGAGAUUUAGGGCAAUCUUGUCCUUUAAACAAACCGAUGACUUGUAAUAAGAAAACAAAACAAAGCAAACAUGAUUCAAAACUUGAAAAAACACUGAAAGAAAGUACAAAACCCAAGUUUGUUCAUCCUUCAAAGAGUAUCUUCAAACCAAUGGUAGAGGCUAUUGAAGAAUUCUCAAUGAUAAAGGAUGGCGAUCAUGUGAUGGUUUGCUUGUCAGGUGGUAAAGAUUCUCUUUCACUGCUGCACGCUCUCCAACAAUAUAAAUAUCAAGCAAAAUCUAAGGGCAUUGCAUUUGAGAUUGGUGCUGCGACAGUAGAUCCCCAAUCCACCGCAUAUGAUCCAAGACCUCUUAUUCCAUAUCUAGCAGCCCUUGGUGUCCCGUAUUUCUUCGAGGAACAAGGAAUCAUCCAACAGGCAGCCCAGCUUCCCGCCUGUGAGUCUAUUUGUAGCUUUUGUUCGCGAAUGAAGCGAGGUCGUCUGUACGCAUGCGCGAGGCGUGAAGGCUACAAUGUGCUUGCCAUGGGUCAACACUUGGAUGAUUUGACGGAAAGUUUUCUCAUGUCAGCAUUUCACAAUGGUCUGCUGCGAACGAUGAAGGCGAACUACACAGUGCAGGAAGGAGAUCUGAGAGUUAUAAGACCCUUGGUAUUUGUACGAGAAAAGGAACUCAGACAAUUCGCCGAYAAGGCGAAACUUCCCGUCAUUGCGGAGAACUGUCCAGCAUGCUUCGAAGCGCCCAAGGAAAGACAUCGCACAAAGCAGUUACUAGCGGCGCAAGAAUUGCUCUUUCCUGAGAUCUACAGCAGUCUUUUGACCGCGAUGCGACCACUGAUGGCCAAGAACCGAGUGGGAAUGGAAUCGACAAAAAUGAAAACAGCUGACUAUGACGAAUUUGUAUAAUGCAAAAUACUGUUGUGAUCUUGUGGCGUUUGUGCAUCCUGUGAGUACAAUGUGGAAUUUGAAAUCAGUUGGUCAACCUUUCAACAAAUAAGAAAGGAUAUGGAAUAUCAAUGCUUUAUUUAAAUUAAAAAAAUGCAUUUUAUAAUUUCUGAUGUAAUUUUAAAAUAAUUUCAAUUUUGUUUCGACUAAUAAAGGGCUAUUUCACGUA
Molecule: messenger RNA, 2332 nt
Organism: Exaiptasia diaphana
Lineage: Eukaryota; Metazoa; Cnidaria; Anthozoa; Actiniaria; Aiptasiidae
Exons: 17
Coding region: 109-2124 (671 amino acids)
Source: RefSeq, a predicted model, not a curated record